Hypoxylon trugodes is the source of this 1265-nucleotide messenger RNA. RefSeq names its product ENOS interacting protein. The transcript is spliced from 2 exons. NCBI's taxonomy places the organism in Eukaryota, Fungi, Ascomycota, Sordariomycetes, Xylariales, Hypoxylaceae. The record is from RefSeq and is a predicted model, not a curated record. Gene Ontology annotation, cellular component: nucleus. The coding region runs from base 95 to 1180 and encodes 361 amino acids. Gene Ontology annotation, molecular function: ubiquitin protein ligase activity.
UCAUUGCCUUCCUCUAUUAAUCAACAAUUAUAAAUUAAACACCUAAUAAAUGGGAGGAUAUACGCGAUAAAUACCUCUAACUUCCAUCUUUAAGAUGUCUCACAGUAAACGCAACACCUCCCGCGCAGUAUUCACCUCGCACGAGCGCGACGUAGCACGCCGAGCAUGGAGCGAGACCUCCGCCAGGCUUUCCCGCGAAAGUUUCCUCCCCUUUGCGUCCUGCGGUCUGUGUCUAGAGGUUGCACGCGAUCCCGUAGCAUGUGCGAGUCACGGGGAUUUAUUCUGUCGCGAGUGUGCGCUGGCGAAUAUACUUGCGCAGAAGAAGGAGAUUAAACGGUUGGAAGUUGUGCAAGGGGAAAGGGAAAAGGAAGAGCUGGAGGAGAGAGCUAGGAGGGAGGAGGAGGAACGGGAGAGGGCGGUUAGGGAGUUUGAGAUGACGCAGAUUGGGUUAGAUGGGAAGAGUGGUGGUGCGAAGGCGAAGGCUGGGGAAGAUCGGGAGGGGGGUGCAACGGAAGCGAAUGGGGCAAAAAAACGCAAAUUCGAAAUCGACGAAGAGGAAUUGGCAAGGAUAGCUAAGGAGGAUAGGGCGAAAGCCCGGAAAGCAAUCGAAGACGAGAAAGCGGCGAAGCCGGCACUCCCUUCGUUCUGGACACCCUCGAUUACGCCGUCGUCGAAUACGAAGGAUACGCUACAUGAAGUGGUUAAGAAGACGAAAAGCACGCCGAUGUGUCCGGCGUCCAGGGAGGAUAACGCGCAUACGUAUUCCUUACAUACCCUGGUCGCAGUGAACUUUACCGAGGAAGAAGAGGAUGAGAAGACGGGAGAGGGAGGCAGGAAGAAACGUAUACGCGUAUGUCCUUCGUGUAAAAAGGGACUGAAUAAUGCGUCGAAAGCGAUGCUGGCGAAGCCGUGUGGACAUGUAUUAUGUCGGAAUUGCGUGGAUAGGUUUAUGCGGCCGCGGCACGAUCCACAUGCGCCAGCAAGCGAGGCUGCGAAAUUACGAUGUUAUGUCUGCGAGGAGGAUCUUACGGAUAAGAAGAAAAGUAACGGCGAGAAGAGCAAGAAAAAGGAUAAGGAGAAAAUACGGCCUGGACUGGUCGAGUUGAGGAGUGAAGGCACAGGAUUCUCGGCUGGAGGUGCGAAUACAGUACAGAAGUCUGGGGUAGCGUUUCAAUGCUAGACUUACUGGUUACUCCUUAUACUAUACCAUAUCGAUAUUGUAGUCACAGUCACACGCAAUAGAAUUAAUCACCAAGCAGGCAAUA